AUCUUUGUCCUGCACGCCGUGCCUGUCAAGGAGACUCCUGACGGCGGAACAGGUCAUCGGUCAAAAGUUCAUCCGAGUCUGCUUCAUCCUCAGCCGGCUGGUGAGACUGCUGAGUCUCGUGGAGAUCUCGCCGUUUGUGCUGAAGAAAUUGCUGAGGAUGGUGGAGAAGAGAAUUUCGCGACGGCUUGGGCUCGGCUUCGAGAUCUGCUGUGCCUUCGUCCGGGGUCAAGUGGAGGUGGCCCGCCAGAUCCACAACAUCAUCAUCAGCAACCGCCAACAGCUGACGCAGCAGAGCCACAAGUACAAGCUGGUCAUCAUCCGAACCAUUGGCAUACUGCAGCUGGAGCACCCGAACAUCGCGCUGUCGGUGAAGACCAAGCUGGCCCUACUCAAUGUGCUGAGCGCGCAGCACGAGGGAGUGGAGCAGCUCAAGGCGGAGGGUGUGCUCAGCGUCAGCGACUGCGAGUUGCUGAUCAAGCGCUUGGAGGAGACGGUGAAAAAACUCAGCACCCGCCCACCCCGUGUGGAAGACAACACCGUGGACAACAUCAUCAGCAACAUCAGCUGGGUGCAUGGCGACUCCGAGCUGUUUCACUACCUCAAGGACGGCAGAGAAGAUCUCCGUUUACGAGCAAAUAGCAUCCUUAUAGAUGAAAACACCCACAACCACGACAUCUACGUCAUUCAGUCCGGUGUUAUAAGGCUGGAGACGAGUGAAAUGCAACGGAGGUGUCCUAUUGACUUCCUGACCGCCGGCAACAUCAUUGGCGAGAUCAACUUUCUCACCAAGCAGCCCAACCGGAAGUUAGCCAGGUGCGAGACAGCCUUGACCGCAAUAGUCUUUCGGGAAGAAAUGUUGAAGACGGCGCUGAAGAUAGACUGGGGCCUGGACCUGCCGCCGCUCCUGUACCGCAUGUGGCUGACCCUCGCUAAACGAGUGGCUGUCACGGUCUUCAUGAAGGAACCGCACUUCGAGCGAAUGAGCAAAGAACGCAUCCUGGCGCACCUGGCGGACGCCUACAUCGUGGACGCCAGCGAGAGCAACAUCAUUGACAUCAAUCAGGGCAUCCAGGACAUCGUCCUUGUGCACGGUCAUGCCAUUGACAACAUCACCAGGCAGCCAAUGAAGGGGCCCUGCUACGUCCCCACCACUACAGUUCAGCUCAAACUGCAGCCAGAGAAGGGGCUGUACACCUUGGUGCUGCUGGUACCCCAAGGGAACCCGCCUCUUUUGACCUAUGCCCUGGAACCCACCGGACAAAGGAUCCGCUUGGACAGCAACGCCUUGAUGACGUCGACAUCCAUGGAGGGCUUGGAUCUGAAGCAGUUUGAGAUCACCAACGUCAGAGAUUCUAUCGACCAACGUCAAUCAUUCGAUAUCAAUAAUGACGAAUUUGGGAUCUCAAAGUCGGAAAACGAGGCCAGCAGCGACCAGCUGCUCGAGGAUGAGCACGUUGUCGCCAGCUCAUCUGCAGAUGAUUUGAAUAUCAGCAUCACGGACAGAUCGGGGAGGUUCAGCAGAAAAGACACCGCAGCCACUAGGAACGAGGAGAUGUCCAGGAGCAUGGAGUCAUCCAGGGAUCCUACGAGGCCCAGCCUUCAGUCGACCAUGUCCGAAGACACACCACAUUCCAGAAGCCUUCAGGAUUCAGUUAAUAAAGAGGAGGGGGAAACUAAACCAGCGGUCAAGAGUGACAGUAAAUAGUCGGCCUCCUCCUCCUCUGACAUCUUGGAACCUUUGUACCUCUGUGACCACUACAGAGCUGCAGAACGGUGCACUCGUACCCUGGCAUCUUGUUGAUUGAUAUUGUUUCAGCUUACAUCCCUCAGUACCCCACAUCCGUGACUGACCCUCUACCCAACUACAGACCUUACAGUAUGUUUCUGUGUGCGUAUUUUAUUGAAUAUUUACAAGUUUGUUACUGCGUGCGUGUGUAUAUGCGUGAGUGCGCACAUAAAUGAAUCUGCACGUGUUUGUGGUACAGAAGUGGUUAUUACUGAUUUACAAAAGGAAAGGCUGAGAGGAACCGAGAACAUGUUGAAUAUAUUUUUGAUUAUUCUUUUUUUCUCGUUCAGCUAAUCUCGUAUUUUCAUAAAGUUAAAAAUAAAGAAACUUCACGUGGACA
Pomacea canaliculata is the source of this 2126-nucleotide messenger RNA. RefSeq names its product sodium/hydrogen exchanger 11-like. Bases 158 to 1705 code for a protein of 515 amino acids. Lineage: Eukaryota; Metazoa; Mollusca; Gastropoda; Architaenioglossa; Ampullariidae. The transcript is spliced from 13 exons. The record is from RefSeq and is a predicted model, not a curated record.